GCAGGGCCGCGCUCGUGCGGCGGGGAGAGGGUGCAGCGGUCCCCGCUCGGAAGCAAAGGAAAGUGGGGCGCGGGGGUGCCUGUGUUUCCCGUUUGGGACGAGGCCGGAUAAAAGGAGAACGCCUUUCCUUCCUCUUCCUCCUCCUCCUCGAUACAGAGCGGCCUGUGGCUUAAUCAGCUGUCGCCUCCGUUUGGGCGAUCCGUGGAAGGCGGGGAUGGAAUCGACCGCGAAUCCGUGCUAAGGAAAAGAAAGGGGGUUUUCCGGGCCACCGACAACGCCUUAACCCCUCGCCCCUAAAGCGAAGACUCUUGGACCUCGGACCCUGACUCGUGGGGCAGGGCUUCUGUGUAUAAAGAUGAACAGAUACCUCCCAGUAGCUCGGCAACACUUCUUGGCUGCUCUGGCCAGCACCAGUGUCGUGGUGAAGUCCAUAUGUGCCAUCGUCAUCUUGCUCUACUUUCUCUCCUUUGCUGUGGACACUGUGUAUGGGCUUGGUGUGACGCCUGGGUUUCUCUUCCCGCCCAACUUUUGGAUUUGGACAUUAGCAACCCACAGUGUGGUGGAAAAACACAUCUGGGAUGUAGGUGUGAGCCUAGCUACUACAGUGGUGGCAGGGAGGCUGCUGGAGCCACUAUGGGGAGCCCUGGAGCUCUUGAUCUUCUUUGCAGUGGUGAAUGUAUCAGUGGGGCUCCUGGGGGCCUUUGCUUAUCUUCUCACCUAUAUGGCAUCAUUCAAUCUGUCUUACCUGUUUACCGUUCGCAUCUAUGGCAUGUUGGGCUUCCUUGGUGGUGUCUUGGUGGCCCUCAAACAAACCAUGGGUGACAGUACUGUCUUGAAGGUACCUCAGGUACGGAUGAAGGUUGUUCCCAUGCUUUUGCUCCUGAUCCUGGCAAUUCUGAGAUUGACCACCCUCAUCGAAAGCAAUGUCUUGGCCUCUUAUGGUUUUGGAGUUCUCUCCAGUUGGAUAUAUCUCCGUUUUUACCAGAGGCACAGCCGAGGACGUGGUGAUAUGUCAGACCACUUUGCAUUUGCCACAUUUUUCCCUGAGAUCCUGCAACCAGUGGUUGGCUUGCUAGCCAACCUUGUGCACAGCGUCUUGGUCAAAGUGAAAGUCUGUCGAAAAACAGUGAAACGUUAUGAUGUUGGUGCCCCUUCAUCUAUUACUAUCAGCUUACCAGGAACAGAUCCUCAGGAUGCUGAACGGAGAAGACAACUGGCCCUGAAGGCACUGAAUGAGCGGUUGAAGCGUGUAGAAGAUCAGUCGUCAUGGCCCAGCAUGGAGGAUGAAGAAGAAGAAGAAGAAAACAUCAAGGCUGAUACUCCUUUGCUACCCGAGAAGAGCCGGGACUCUGUCACUGCAGGGAAAGCAGGCAGCCAGGAGUCCAGCCUCAUUACCUUUGAGGAUGCCCCCUCUCAGUUGUGACCAUGAGGCACCUGCCCUCCUCUUCUACGUGUCCCUGUAUGCCAGAGCUGCUAAUGAUCCUUCACAUGCCCUUCCUCACAGUGCUGCCUGUUCUGCAGGAAGCAAAACACUGUGCCUGCUGGCCCUGAGGGAGACCACACGUCCCUUCCAACAUAUAUUUGCCACACUUGGCUGAUGCAAAGUCCCAGGACUCAUGGUGAAAACUGUUUGCACAGAUCUAAGAUUUGGGUUGUUGUCAUCAGAGAGAUGCCUGAACUGAGAAUUUCUCAGAAUUGGCAGGCCAGAGGGAGAGCUGCAUCUCUUCAGCACAAUAAGGAGCGUUCAUCUGAAUAAAGCAACCUGCAAAAUCUCCAACAAGUAGCUGCCAUUGUGGCUAUUAUCACAUGUAUGUGUGUUUAGCUCCUUCUGGCUGGCAGUUCCAGUCAACCUGUGUGGGGGCCCUGGCUUGCCCAGCCUGGCUCCUGUUUUUGAGCUGUAACUGCUAGACCACUGUAUAAGCCCACCAGGGCAUCCCAGAGCAAGUUCAGCAAGCAACACAGCACUUUCCCUCUUGAUUUUAUUUUACCUUGGCAGCAUUGGUUGUCAAAACAACUCUGCAACUUCCCCCUUUUCCUUUCAGAGUUGGCUUUGUUGUUGAUUAAAUGAGCAAGCACUUAAAACAAAUGCUUUGCUGUAUUAACCCUCGCUCCUUACAGAUUUGGUAGCCCUGGGGAGCUCUGCCAAAACAAGUUGCUGGGUUAGGCAUUCGCAGAACCAGCAGCUUAAAGCCUUUUUAAUAACAGCAUAGCCACUCAGUCCACCUCUUGAAUUCUUGACAGUGAUGGCUUUAGGGGUAAAGAGCAGGUUGCUAUGUGGACUACAGUACCUUGUGGAAAAGCAUUAUCUCAGAUUUUCCAUAGGACUCUAGAGGGAAUUAAUUUCAUUUCUGUUCUUUAGCUUUUGGUUCUUCAUUUUCCUUUUGCGGUGAUUCAAAUGACAAAGCUGCUUUGUCUUAGGUGGGGUGCCCAUACAUCCACAGGAUGUUGGAAUGAACUCCUUGCUACAGUAGAAUAUAUGUUGCUGGUUCUGUUUUACUUUUAAAGGUGCUUUUUGUGCGACCCUUGGCAUUUCUUCUGAUGCCUGCUUUUUCUCUUUGGUUAGAUCAUUAUUAGCCUCUUCCUCUCCUCUGGGAUGAGAUGCUUUUUCUUCCCUUUCUUUUUUUGUGGGUUGGCAAGGCCUAAGAUGUUUUGCCUUGACACCCAACCCCAAAGUAUCCCAAAGGGUACAACUCACCCAGCUGGAGGACUGGGUGAGGGGACACUUAGCAGAACAGGAAGAGAGUGUGAGACAAUGUUGUGAUAAUUUUUUUAAAGGACCACAUGAGGUUUUGUCAACCAGGUAAUGAAACACAAUUUCAGUAUCAAUAAACAGUUCUUUUGAAGAAUG
This is a messenger RNA of Lacerta agilis (Sand lizard), 2848 nucleotides long. RefSeq names its product transmembrane protein 115 (gene TMEM115). Gene Ontology annotation, biological process: retrograde vesicle-mediated transport, Golgi to endoplasmic reticulum. The record is from RefSeq and is a predicted model, not a curated record. Bases 356 to 1423 code for a protein of 355 amino acids. NCBI's taxonomy places the organism in Eukaryota, Metazoa, Chordata, Lepidosauria, Squamata, Lacertidae. The transcript has 2 exons. Gene Ontology annotation, cellular component: membrane; Golgi apparatus.